Molecule: messenger RNA, 836 nt
Organism: Musca domestica (house fly)
Lineage: Eukaryota; Metazoa; Arthropoda; Insecta; Diptera; Muscidae
Product: fibrinogen C domain-containing protein 1
Exons: 5
Coding region: 69-833 (254 amino acids)
Source: RefSeq, a predicted model, not a curated record
AAAUCUGAAAUAAAUUGCAUGGAUUUUAGGAAUUAGUUUUCAGUCGACAAAUAGAUUUUCGUCACAGAAUGAAGAUAAUUCAGCUACUGUUAUGGGCCCUGUGCUGGGCAUGUGUUCUGUGCAAGGAAAGCUCAAGGAGGAGGAGUGAGAAUGACGAAGAAUCGAUUUCGGACAAAUUGGAAACUCUUUUGACCAAGACAAGUUCCAUGCAGAAACAUCUAAAGGGUUUGGAACGAAAAAUUGAUGAACUUGUGAAAAGAUCAAAUGCCCAGCUGGCCCACAUGGCUGAGUUGCAGAAAGCCAACUGGCAAACGAUACAGAGACGUCAAGAUGGUACCGUUAAUUUCUAUCGAAAUUGGACUGAAUAUAAAACGGGUUUUGGCAAUCAUUCAGACAGUGAAUUUUUUGUGGGUCUUGAAAAACUACACGAACUAACCUCUGGCAAGCCUCACGAAUUGUUGAUAAUUCUCAAAGACUGGGAAAAUGACACCCGUUAUGCCCACUACAGUCAUUUUGAAAUUGCCGGAGAGGAUGCCAACUAUGCCCUACGGAUGCUGGGUGAAUACAGCGGCAAUGCUGGCGAUGGCAUGCAAUAUUAUCUGGGCCAGAAAUUUUCCACAUUCGACAAUGACAACGAUGAAGAUGCCAAUACCAAUUGUGCGCGACUUUAUCAAAGUGCCUGGUGGUUUAAAAAUUGUGCUCUGAGCGAUCUGAAUGGGCCAUACCAAGAAGAAGACUAUGCCACCAAUGAUGGGAUUACCUGGUCCGAAUGGACCGGAAUGAAUUAUUCAUUGAAAUUUGCUGAAAUGAAAAUAAAACCUAAAGUCUUUUAAAUU